Molecule: messenger RNA, 2923 nt
Organism: Nelumbo nucifera (sacred lotus)
Lineage: Eukaryota; Viridiplantae; Streptophyta; Magnoliopsida; Proteales; Nelumbonaceae
Product: anoctamin-like protein Os01g0706700
Biological process (GO): chloride transmembrane transport
Molecular function (GO): chloride channel activity
Source: RefSeq, a predicted model, not a curated record
GUGAUCGAUCCGAUGUUGAACUCAUUCUAGCCAAGGUCUACUGAAGGAAUCCUUAUCCUUUGUACUGGUCCAUAGAUCACGAAUCCUUUGUAAUUGUACUGGUGCCGUUACGAAAAUCAACGACACAUUGGGAGUCGUUCCCGCGACUCAUUCGCACGCUUCCUUCCCUUUCCGAAGCAAGGAAACCGCCAUUUUUUUCAACGAGAACCACCACGUGUACAGUUCCAUAACGCCUGAGUUACCCGCAACAGCUCCCCCUGUUCCUCCUUUCGUCCCUCCUCCCUCCCUCCAUCUCUGUCUUCUCUCUCUCGUUGGGUUGUUGUCAUUGUACAUUCUCGACCUCCAUUCGUGCCUUUCUUCUGGAAACACCAACCCGUUAAGGCAUUUUCGGGUUUCCCAGAGCUUUCUCUGUCUCUGACACCGAGACCCAUUUGCCAUUUCAGUCGUGGAAGCUUGGGCGAGUAGACAGGUGACUUUAUUGGGGGCCAGAGAUGAAUGGACGUGAAGAAGAGCGAACUGGGUUUGAGGUUGCAGUGGUGGUUCCGAAGAGGACGGUGAACGAAGGAGAUGGGAGUUGCGAUUGCGUUGAGCUUCUUGUUUCUGAGUUUAUGAAUGCAGGCUUGAUAAUUGAGAGAGUAGUUGGCCUUUCAGACGAGUUUAUUAAGUUGGCAGCACCUCUGGAGAUUUUGGGGAGGGUUGCAUCUGACCUGCAAAUAAGGAAGCCUACUCACAUUGGAAUGGAUUUACCAUUUCAAUGGGACGAGGUUGAAGCAUUUGUGAGGCAACCUGAUGGUUCAUUGUUUAGUUGGUGUGAGAGGUUCCAUUGCUUUCAUCACCUAGUUUAUGGAAUUGUAAACAAGAACAAGUCAUUUGUAACUCUAAGUUUUGACGGGAAAGAGUUUAAGUGGGAACAGGGGGAAUCUCUACUUGCAAAAUUGGAAUCUGAAGGCAUUGCCAAACAACCCUUCCCUUUGCAUGAUGAAUCAAAGAGGAAGCAGCUCUUGAGAAGUUGGGCACUGAACUGGUUAGACCUCACAUGGCAACCAGUUGAUGAGAUUUACUUGUACUUUGGGACAAAGAUUGCAACAUAUUUUGUUUUCCUUGGAAUGUAUACACGGUGGAUGUUCUUUCCUGCUGUAUUUGGGCUUACUUUGCAGUUGAUUAAUUUUGGAUCAUGGCAAUUACGGAUUCUUCCUAUUUUCUUUAUAUGCAUUAUUUCUUGGGCUGUAUUAUUUUUACAGUUCUGGAAACGCAAGAACUAUGCUCUUUUGGCCAGAUGGCCGGUGAGUAAUUCAAUACGAGUAGACUCUGGAUAUACAGUUUUGGACAUGGGGCAGAGUGGCCUUCUGUCUGAUGUGGAACUUGUGAAGAAGUUGGGAACUGAUAAAGCAAAAGAAAAAGAAGCAUUUCAAAGAGACGAGUGGUUUGGACAUUUACUGAGAUUCAGAAAUGAUGCAAUCAUUAUCUUGAGUAUUAUUUGUCUCCAAUUACCAUUUGAGCUGGCUUAUGCUCAUACAUAUGAAGUUCUUGGUUCUGAUCUAACCAAGUUUAGUCUGACAGCUGUUUAUCUUUUCGCCAUCCAGUACUUAACAAAAAUUGGGGGCAUAGUUUCAGUCAAGCUCAUUAAAUAUGAAAACAAUAAAAGCACAGAGUAUAUGUCUGAUAGCCUGGUGUACAAGGUUUUUGGUCUUUAUUUUAUGCAAUCAUAUAUUGGUCUGUUCUAUCAUGCCCUUUUGCACCGAAACUUUACAACCCUCCGCCAAGUUCUUAUUCAACGCUUGAUUGUGUCUCAGGUGUUGGACAAUGUUAUGGAGAACUCUCUUCCGUAUCUAAAAUACAACUAUAAAAAAUAUAGAGCUGUCAAUAAGAAAAAGUACGAGAAGGGAUCAUCAACAGGGAAGAUUCAAGUUACUUCUAGAGUAGAGAAAGAGUAUCUCAAACCUGCUUACUCUGCAAGCAUAGGGGAAGAACUUGAAGAUGGUCUAUUUGAUGAUUUUCUUGAGUUGGCUUUGCAGUUUGGAAUGGCCAUGAUGUUUGCAUGUGCAUUUCCCCUUGCUUUCUCCUUCACUUUGUUGAACAAUAUUACAGAGAUUAGAACAGAUGCAUUAAAGCUUCUUUCCAUGUUGAGGAGGCCUAUUCCUCGUGCUGCCGCAACAAUUGGAGCUUGGCUAAACAUAUUUCAGUUUCUGAUAGUGAUGUCAAUCUGCACCAACUGUGCACUUUUGGUGUGCUUGUAUGAUCGGGAGGGCAAAUGGAAAAUUGAGCCAGGAUUAGCAGCAAUCCUUAUCAUGGAGCACAUUCUCCUGUUUAUCAAAUUUGGAUUCUCUCACUUUGUGCCAGAGGAACCUGCUUGGGUGACGGCAAAGCGUGUAAAGAGUGCAACUCAGGCACAGGAUAUGUGCUCUAAGCAGCUUUUGAGGAGCAUCUCAGAUAGAGAGAAGAAACCGAAAUGAGGAUAAGCACUACAAAAUCUACAGGAGGUCAGGUCAUCGGGAGCGUCUGGGAAUAAAGCUUUAUUUCUGAGAGAUCUCCCCAUUCAUUGAUCAACAAGCUUGUUUGGGCUAUUUGGUUUUGAAACAUCAGUACUCUGUCUCUGGAAAAUAGGGAGAUAUGAUUUGUAAGUACUUGAUUCCACUUUGUAGAAUAGUAAUGUCUUUUGAGAGGAAGAAGUUUAGUAUUAAAUGUGUAACAUUUUAUACGUUGAGUCUCUUUUUUUCUCUCGUGAUGGUUGUUCAGAAUCUCAGAUUAGUAGCUUGCAGAUACUGUAAUCUUUCAUUUUGUAUUACUUUUUACAGUCAUCACAAAGAAAGAGGAGAGAGUGAGUUGGGUUGGCUUUCUGCUUUCAUUACUUAAUGUAAUAUUUGAUUUCUCAGUCACUGAUACAGUUCAUUCCAGAACGCAUUAAUUACCAUUUUGUUUACCU